AUGUCCUCCCCCACCCCAGACCUCUCCGCCCUCUCCCUCAACGCCCAGCGCAUCCACGACACUCACGAUUACGAUGCACAACAGGCAGCAACGGCCAGACAACAGCAGUACCACUUCUCACCCUCCCCGCCUCUCCAGAGCCACAGCUACUCGCCGAUGGGCAUCAGUCCGUCUCCUCUCAAGAUGAAGCCGGCCAGGAGCGGUCUUCCAUCCCAAUGGCUCGACACCAACACCAUGAUGCCAGACAGUCGCUCGCUUUCCCCCAAUAAUGCGUCCGAUUUCUCCUCAUCCGGUGGAUCGCCUCCCUCAGGUCACCUCUCCGCCCCCCCGCUUGGUCCUCCCACACCAGGCCAGGGCAAUCCCGACGACGAGAUCAUACCCACAGCUAUUGUUAUCAAGAACAUCCCCUUCAAUGUCAAACGCGAAACCCUGCUCGAUAUAAUUGCAUCUCUCGCUAUUCCCACACCGUACGCGUUCAACUACCAUUUGGACCAGCAGGGCGCAUUCCGUGGCCUCGCCUUCGCCAACUUCCGCCAGGCCAUAGAUGCAGAUGCCGUCGUCGCCGCCCUCAACGGGUUUGACGUCCAGGGACGCAAACUCCGCGUCGAGUACAAGAAGGUUCUCCAGGCAGGCGAGAAGGAGCGCAUCGAGCGCGAAAAGGCCCUCAGGCGCAUGCGCUCCAUGCAGCUCGAGAAGGAACAACAACAGGCCGCCCAGCAGCAGGUCCCUGGGCAUGGUCCGUAUGACGAGUUCGGCGCCGCCAUCAGUCCCAGCUUCAUGCCAGCGCCUCAGCGAUCGUACUCCCAGUCGUCCUAUCAGCAGUCGACGUACUCCCCGCCGCCUAUUUCGCAGCUCCCGAGCGCGACUUCGCCAUUUAGCUCGGCUGCAUCUCCGCCCGUCGGCCCCUCGACGCCGAACCUGUCUGACAAGACCGCUGCCAACACCGAGCUCGAUCUCAACGACCCCUCUACUCUGGAAAUAUAUUCUCGCAUUUUGCUAUUCAAGGACGAUCCCAUGCGCGACGAACUCGCCUUCUCCCGCACUCUUUCUCCCAAGCAGAGGAGGGUUGUACAUCUGAUUGCUCAGAAGCUGGGCGUGUACCACUACUCCGUCGGCGAGGGCGACGAGCGCUAUGCCGUCGUUACCCGUAUCGACCCUAACAGAGUGAUAUCUAACCUGUUGGCACAGCGACAGCCGGGCACGCUCUCGCGGGCCCCUUCGGCCUACCUUUCACCCACCUCUUCGCAGUCGCAGAUGGCGAGCUCGCUGCGCAUGAAAAAGUCUAUGCCGGACAUGAAGACGCUCCAUACCCAAUCCCCGAGGCUGGCGUCGCGCGCGUCUAACGGAAACAUUCGCGAAGGCUAUGCGACCAUUGCCUCUCCUGCUCGUCGUUCACCUGGUGGAUUUGGAGCCCUCUUCGGCAACGCCGGUGUAUUCGGAAGCAGCGGUGGCAUUCCGCCCGUUCCAAGCUUGCCUGCGAGCGUCAGCUCUCUCAACAGCGGUGGUAUCAACGAAGGACCGGGUAGCGGUGUCAUGAGGCAGCCUCGUGGCCCGGGUGUCGAUGGAUUCGCUAGCCGUCGGGGGACGAACACGGAGAGAGGCAACGGGCUCGAGGCUCGUUCUCACGAGCCGCUUGAGAUCUAAGUAAUAGAAGAAGGACGAACGCACGACCACCACGAUUGACCCAUAGUACUCACUGGAAUCAAAACUGUGGCUUCUGGCGCGGCAUGCUGCGAAGCGCACACGGACGGUCUGUAUACAUCCAUCCCAUCCCAUCCUCAUCCCAUUAUCGAUCAAUAUCACAAACGGUUUUUAUAUGCUUCACUUCGGCCCAUUAAUCAUUUAAUCAACUCGGGUUUUUCUUCCAUCCUGAUGUCUCUCGUUUAACCCUUUUUUCUUUCUUUUUCUGAGUCUUUGUGUGUUAUACCGCAUAUGACUGCAUCCUCGUCACCCCCGUGGCCGUAAUGUUCGUUGACGAUCCUCGACCACGCCGCAUGCACCACAGUUCACACUAUGCUGACUUGAUGUUUUCUUUCUUUUGUUCUUCUUUUCCUGCUUCUUGAGCAUUUGGUCAUAUGAAUG
Coniophora puteana RWD-64-598 SS2 is the source of this 2082-nucleotide messenger RNA. RefSeq lists its product as uncharacterized. NCBI's taxonomy places the organism in Eukaryota, Fungi, Basidiomycota, Agaricomycetes, Boletales, Coniophoraceae. The transcript has 4 exons. Gene Ontology annotation, cellular component: nucleus; cytoplasm. The coding region runs from base 1 to 1644 and encodes 547 amino acids. The record is from RefSeq and is a predicted model, not a curated record. Gene Ontology annotation, molecular function: mRNA binding.